AUCAUAGCUGCAACUAAAAUAACAAUGGCCUCCUCCGUAAGACAGAGUGUUUUAAUAUUGACAACUAAAGUGUACCGGCCUUUGUUAAGAUGUUGUUCAUCGUUACCCACACUAAAAACUGUUCAAAAUGCAAGCGAAAUUUCCACAGAGAAGUCAACUGCUGAGCCUGGUGGGUUUGCGAAAGCAUUUGCAAAGUACCCAAGAAGCAAGUACAGAGGCAGAGCCUAAGGAAGUUCAUCCUCCCAAAACAUUCGUCUCUCUCUUGAGGAAUUCUAAACUGAUGCAGCUUGGAGACCCACAAGGCAAGGUGGUAGAAGGUACAAUCUUUCAUGUAGUUGCGGAUGACCUGUACAUUGACUUUGGCAGCAAAUUUUACUGUGUUUGCCCUCGACCUCAAAGAAAUUCAGAAAAUUUUGUGAGAGGAGCCAGAGUUCGCCUUCGUCUACAAGAGCUCGAGCUGUCUACACGCUUUUUGGGAUCAUCCACAGAUAUGACUUUACUGGAAGCAGAUGCAACACUUUUGGGUUUAAUUCGCAUGCCAAAAAAAUUUGAAGCCCAGAAAUAGUGUACAAUAUACUGAUUUCCAUAUUUCAUAAUCUUUAGCUAAUCAUAUUUUAUACAGUACAGUAUGGUACUUGUCUUUUAGUUAUGUAAUAUAGUCAUGUAAAUACUUUAUACAGUAUUGAUAAUAUGAAUGUGAAGAGUGUUUUUUUUAUAUUGAAAUAUUAGUAAUAAAUUAGUACUAUAAAUGCU
This is a messenger RNA of Homarus americanus (American lobster), 753 nucleotides long. It is a transcript of the gene mRpS28, whose product is annotated as 28S ribosomal protein S28, mitochondrial-like. The record is from RefSeq and is a predicted model, not a curated record. Bases 128 to 565 code for a protein of 145 amino acids. Gene Ontology annotation, cellular component: mitochondrial small ribosomal subunit. Lineage: Eukaryota; Metazoa; Arthropoda; Malacostraca; Decapoda; Nephropidae. The transcript is spliced from 3 exons.